Penicillium antarcticum is the source of this 1773-nucleotide messenger RNA. Its product is annotated as putative amidase. The record is from RefSeq and is a predicted model, not a curated record. Bases 1 to 1773 code for a protein of 590 amino acids. Lineage: Eukaryota; Fungi; Ascomycota; Eurotiomycetes; Eurotiales; Aspergillaceae. The transcript has 2 exons.
AUGGCGCCUUUACUCCAGACUUUGGUGAGCGGCCUUGCCUUGGCAGGCUCUGUCGUUGCUGUUCCUCACAAGCAACACGAGGAGACCGACAUCUUGGUCGAGUCUCAAAUCCUGACCAACCCCUAUGCCUAUGACUUCCCUCGUUUGGGUGCCCCUGGGGCUAAACUCUUCCCUAUGCGCCGUUGCCACGGCUUUAAGCUAGAGGAGGCUACCGUUGAUCAGAUUCAGGAGCAACUGACCAAUGGUACUUUCAGCAGCGUUGAGCUGUUGGGAUGCUACCUGGACCGUAUUCACCAAACGCAGCCUUACUUGAAUGCUAUCCUGCAAUUCAACCCGGAUGCUUUCUCCAUUGCCCAGAAGCUCGAUGCCGAGCGUGCUACUGGCAAGGUUCGCGGUCCCCUCCACGGUAUCCCCUUCAUUGUCAAGGACAACAUUGCCAGCAAGGACCGCAUGGAAACCACCGCUGGUAGCUGGGCUCUGCUUGGUAGCGUUGUUCCCCGUGACUCUUACGUCGUCAAUGGCCUCCGUAAGGCCGGUGCUUUGCUUCUUGGCAAGGGUGCCCUGAGCGAGUGGGCUGAUAUGCGCUCCAACAACUACUCCGAGGGCUUCACUGCCCGCGGUGGUCAGUGCCGUAGUGCCUACAACUUCACCGUCAACCCCGGUGGUAGCAGCACUGGUCCCGGUGUUGCUGUCGGAGCCAACCUGGUUCCUAUUGCCCUUGGAACUGAGACUGAUGGCAGUGUUAUCAACCCUGCUCAGAGAAACUCCAUCGUUGGCAUUAAGCCUACUGUUGGUCUGACCUCUCGCGCCGGUGUAAUCCCCGAGUCCCUGCACCAGGACACUGUGGGUACCUUUGGUAAGACUGUCCGUGAUGCUGUCUACGCCCUCGACGCCAUCUACGGCAUUGACACUCGUGACAACUAUACCCUCGCUCAGAAGGGUCUGACCCCCAAGGGGGGUUACACCCAGUUCCUGAGCAAGAAGGGUGCCCUCAAGGGCGCCGUCUUCGGUAUCCCUUGGGAGUCCUUCUGGGCCCUCGGCGACGCUGACCAGAUCUCCCAACUCCUCGAGCUGGUCGAGCUGAUCAAGUCCGCCGGCGCGACCAUCAUCAACGGCACCGAGCUGCCUCACUAUAAGCAGAUUGUCUCCCCCGACGGCUGGAACUGGGACUACGGUUCCACCCGUGGCUUUGCCAACGAGUCCGAGUACUCAUACAUCAAGGUCGACUUCUACAAUAACCUGCGCGACUACCUCUCCGAGGUCAAUAACACCAACGUCCGCACCGUCGAAGACUUGGUGCAGUACAACACCGACAACUACGGCUCCGAGGGUGGUCUCCCUGGCAUUCACCCAGCCUUCGGCUCCGGCCAGGAUGGUCUUAUCGCCUCCCUCGAGAGCAAGGGUAUCAUGAACGAGACCUACUUCCAGGCUCUGGAGUUCUGCCAGCGCACCACCCGCGAGGAGGGCAUUGACGCUGCCCUGAAGCACGGCAACCGUACUCUUGACGGUCUUCUGGUUCCCCCCGACGUCGCUCAGAGCAUCCAGAUCGCCGCCCAGGCUGGUUACCCCGUUAUCACCGUUCCGGCUGGCACCAGCGAUGUCUCUGGCAUGCCAUACGGUCUUGCCAUUAUGAACACUGCGUUCUCGGAGUCGACUUUGAUCAAGUACGCCAGUGCUAUCGAGGAUUUGCAGAAGACUUCCGGCACCAAGUGGCAACGCUCUCUGCCGGAAUGGCGCGGAUACCUUGAGCGCAACUUGCCCGUCAUCAUGUAA